Cinclus cinclus is the source of this 651-nucleotide messenger RNA. It is a transcript of the gene CLDN5, whose product is annotated as claudin 5. Bases 1 to 651 code for a protein of 216 amino acids. The record is from RefSeq and is a predicted model, not a curated record. NCBI's taxonomy places the organism in Eukaryota, Metazoa, Chordata, Aves, Passeriformes, Cinclidae. Gene Ontology annotation, cellular component: bicellular tight junction; plasma membrane. Gene Ontology annotation, molecular function: structural molecule activity. Gene Ontology annotation, biological process: cell adhesion; bicellular tight junction assembly. The transcript has a single exon.
AUGACUUCGGCGGCGGUGGAGAUUUUGGGGCUGGGACUGGGCAUCCUGGGCUGGGUGGGGGUGAUCCUGGCCUGCGGGCUGCCCAUGUGGCAGGUGUCGGCCUUCAUCGACGUGAACAUCGUGGUGGCGCAGACCAUCUGGGAAGGGCUGUGGAUGAACUGCGUGGUGCAGAGCACGGGGCAGAUGCAGUGCAAGGUGUACGACUCCAUCCUGGCGCUGCCUGCCGAGGUGCAGGCGGGCCGGGCGCUCACCGUCAUCGUGGCAUUGCUGGGGCUGGUGGCGCUGAUGGUGACCGUGGUGGGCGCGCAGUGCACCAACUGCAUCCGGCCCGGUAAGAUGAAGUCCCGCAUCGUGAUCGCCGGCGGGGCCAUCUACAUCCUCUGCGGGGUCCUGGUCCUCAUCCCGCUCUGCUGGUUCGCCAACAUCGUCAUCAGCGACUUCUACGACCCCACCGUGCCGUCGUCCCAGAAGCGGGAGAUGGGGGCCGCGCUCUACAUCGGCUGGGCGGCCACGGCCCUGCUGCUCUUCGGGGGCUGCCUCAUCUGCUGCUGCUCCUGCUCCCAGCGCGACGAGACCUCCUUCCCCGUCAAGUACUCGGCGCCGCGGCGGCCCACGUCCAACGGCGAGUACGACAAGAAGAACUACGUCUGA